AUGACCCAGCAUCAAUUUUGCCCGCUUUGUGGGUUUCUCUGCGCAAAUCGACCUUAUGCAAGAUGCAAAUUGAAGCACAGAGUUCAUCUCUACUGUCUUUCGGCGGCUCCUUCUCAAGACUGCCCUCACUGUGGCGAGCAAAUCAUCGAAGAACUUCAGCCAAAACCACAUUACGAAAUCCCAGCAGGAAUACACGGCGCAAUCACCUUUCCGGAAGAACACCUUGAGAAAAUCUACCUGGCGCCGGAAGCAUUACUCCCCAUCUCUUCAUUCAUAACCGUAGAUGGCGAAGAAGUCGGCCUGGUAGAGCUGAUUCGCAAGGACAGCGACUACAGAUGGCUCCAGGACGAGGCUGAGAAAGAAAUUCGCCAGGCUCAAGGUCGAAUGCCAACGAGAGUCGGUUCUCCUGGAGGAUUGUUGCUUCAAAUAUCAAAAAUGCUAAUGCGAAAUGAAAAGUUCCAAUUGACAUCGACCGUGCUCUCCAGUUCUUUGAAAUCGAAGCAGCUGAAGAAAGCGAUGCUGGCUCUCUUCGGCCCUGGAAUCGAAUCAACACUCGCUCAAGCUCACGAUGGAAGAAAGCCGAUCGAGUGGGCGAUCUUCCUUGCUGGAAUGCAGGAAAAACAGGAUCUCGAUUUUCCUGAAAUCGGGCCACUCGAUAUUCUUCAAAAACUAUUGAGUUUUGGGGUUCAGGCACAUUUCAAUUCGCAAUCAACGACGAGUCCGUUUGAGGCCAGCUUCGUCUCAUCCGUCCUCCAAAAAUUUCCCGAGUUGAUCAACGCUACUGACGACAGGGGAGAUUCCGUAUUUCAUCUCGCUACGAAACUCAAGCUUACGAUGAUAUUUCAUACAUUGGUGAAUCAGAAAAACUGCUGCUUCUGCGAGAACAGGACGAGGAAAUGCGAGGGGCUUUGUCGGGAAAAUUUGAGAAACGCAGAUGGCAAGACGUAUUUGGAUCUAUGCCGAAAGGACGAAGUAAACGAGACGAACGUGCUUCAGCUUUUGACGUCAGCUGGCGCUCGGAAAAACAAGCUUCCGCCUCACGUAAUCUCUGCCGAUCUCUCUCGAGGACGAGAAAAGACACCCGUCCAAAUUGUGAACGAAUUCGACACUGAUCCAGUUCCGGAGUUCGUCUACUGCACAAAGACUCAUUUCGGCGGCGAUGCGCAGAUUGACAUGAGCGUCGAAAAUAUGAACACCUGCAGCUGUGGAGACGUUUGUGAUUCGGAAAAGUGCGGGUGCAUCGCGCUUUCGGAGCAGGUUUUCUACGAUGAGCAGGGAUUGCUUUCUGCGAAAAUUGAUUUCAACGAGAAGGAGAAAUGCUUGGUCCCAGUGAUUUACGAAUGCUCCGAUUUGUGCGGAUGUGAUCCGCGAAAAUGUCGAAAUCGCGCGACUUCGAAGGGCGUUUCGUUUCUGAUGGAAGUCCACAAGACUCGAGAAAUGGGGUGGGGCGUGCGCGCUCGGGAAGAUAUCCCACGAGGAGCAUAUAUUGCCGACUACUGCGGCGAGAUGGUGACGAGCGCGUCUUGUGAGGAUAGAGAAGAUAGCUAUCUGUUCGACUUGGGCAUCACUAACGGAUCGAAGUUUUCCUACACCAUCGACGCAAAAAGAGUCGGUGGCUUUGCUCGAUUCUUCAAUCACAAGUGCAAUCCAAAUAUGAUAGCUAUCCGUGUCUUUCGGGAGCAUCAAGAUUUCCGCUUCCCGAAUUUCGCCUUUUUUGCAAAGAAAAGCAUCAAACGAGGAGAAGAGCUUGGUUUUGACUACGGCGAUGCAUUUUGGAAAGUGAAGAGCUGCUACUUUACCUGCAAAUGCGGCUGGGAAAAGUGCAAGUGGUCCAAGCUAAGCACUACAGAGGAAGAUUUGAAGGAUGAUUCUUGA
Oikopleura dioica is the source of this 1875-nucleotide messenger RNA. NCBI's taxonomy places the organism in Eukaryota, Metazoa, Chordata, Appendicularia, Copelata, Oikopleuridae. The record is from the annotation of a GenBank genome assembly.